Phascolarctos cinereus (koala) is the source of this 3448-nucleotide messenger RNA. RefSeq names its product sphingosine-1-phosphate phosphatase 2 (gene SGPP2). Gene Ontology annotation, cellular component: endoplasmic reticulum membrane. NCBI's taxonomy places the organism in Eukaryota, Metazoa, Chordata, Mammalia, Diprotodontia, Phascolarctidae. Gene Ontology annotation, molecular function: sphingosine-1-phosphate phosphatase activity. Gene Ontology annotation, biological process: sphingosine metabolic process. The record is from RefSeq and is a predicted model, not a curated record.
CUAGGACCAGCGCGGUCACACCUGUUGGCCACCGAUUAGUGGGGGCGGACCGGCCUCUAGCUGGUGUAAAAGAGCUAGCGAGCCGCGAGCGGGGGAGUGACUGUGUCUGGGUGUGUGGAGUGAGCUGCACCGGUCGGGCAGGGCAGCGCCACGCUGGGCCUCCUGGAACCCCACAGCUCCACUCUCCUUCCAGCUCCCCGAGCCGUGGAUGCGCUGCGCAGACCAUGGCGGAACUGCUGCGGAACUUUAGUGAUUCCCAAUUGGUGGCGCGCUUCCAGCGCCGCUGCGGGCUCUACCCGGCGCCCCUGGAGGUGCCCCAGGAGCCCACGGCGGGCUCUGGGCACGGGGAGCUGCAGCCGGUCUCGCGGCAUCCCCGGGCGGUCAACGGCAAGGGCGGCCGGAGCGACGCCUUUCCGCAGCCUUAUACCCAGAAGGACACACAGAAGUACAUUGUGAAGAAUUAUUUCUACUAUUAUCUAUUCAAGUUUUCAGCUGCUUUGGGUGAAGAAAUUUUUUACAUCACCUUCCUUCCAUUCACCCACUGGAAUAUUGACCCUUAUGUGUCCAGAAGGUUGAUAAUUAUAUGGGUUGUGAUUAUGUAUAUAGGCCAGGUCUCCAAAGAUAUUCUGAAGUGGCCCCGGCCCUCCUCUCCUUCUGUCGUGAAACUAGAAAAAAGGUUAGCUCAUGAAUUUGGGAUGCCAUCUACUCAUGCCAUGGCAGCAACAGCUAUCUCUUUCACAUUCCUCAUCUCUACGAUGAACCGAUACAAGUACCCCUUUGCACUGGGACUAAUGCUGGCCAUCUUAUUUUCUACCAUGGUAUCCCUUAGCCGGCUUUAUACUGGCAUGCACACAGUACUGGAUGUGAUUGGUGGCAUUCUGAUUAGUGGAUUGUUCAUCGCUGUCACUUACCCAGCAUGGGACUUCAUCGAUCACCUCGAGUCCGCCAGUCUGCUUUUCCCUAUAUGUAUUCUUGUGGUGCCUUUCUUCUUAUGUUACAACUACCCAGUAUCGGAUAACUAUACUCCUACGAGAGCAGAUACUACCACAAUUCUAGCGGCUGGAGCUGGAGGGACCAUUGGAUUCUGGGUCAGUCCUUUCUUCAAAUUGGUAUCUGAGCCCACAGAGUCUGCCAUACAAAGCAUCCCACCACUCACAACUAAAAUGUUAGGCUUGGGACUAACCAAAUUUAUGGUUGGAAUUGUGAUGGUUUUCUUGGUUCGUCAAUUGAUGCAAAAUCUUUCACUCCAAGUGCUCUAUUCUUGGUUCAAGGUGGUCACCAGGAAUAAGGAGGCCAGACGAAGACUGGAAAUUGAAGUACCGUACAAAUUUGUAACAUAUUCUUCAGUUGGCAUCUGUGCUACGGUAUUUGUGCCAAUGCUCCACCAGUUUUUGGGAUUACUUUGAGCAAUGUACACUUGAAAGAAUGCCCAUAGAGACAAUGCCACCCUAGAAAGGCCAUGCAAUGGAGAAGACCCAUCACAGUCACCAUCCUUGCCACCAUCACCAUCCUGCCAGCCUCUUCUUUCUUCUAUGUCCACCACUCCCAAGAAAACAAAAGCAAAAAAAAAAAAAGAUAUUUGUAUGUCUUGUGCCUUUCUUUUCUGGCUAAUAAUCAAAAUAAACGAUGAUACAGCAUAAGAAAAAGAAAUAAUUCCAGUCAGAAUUUCUAGCUCAUAAGUUCCAUUACAGAUUCAUUCCAAAGUUAAACCUAGACUAUAAUCUUAGCUUUUUAGAAUCCUUUGUUAUUCUUCAGAAAAAAUUAUCUUAUGACCUAGAGUGGUAUAAUACACCAUCUUGUGUAGUUAGGAAAGAUUACACAAGCCUUGAUUAGCUCCUGGAAAAGUCUAGAGGAUAUUCCUUUAGUCCUCAUGUCUUCCAGAAAGACUGACCUGGAUUCUCCAACUAGAAUGGGAACUUCAGCUAGAGUGAAAUGGUGGUGUCCCUUCCAAAGGCACUCUGUAGACAAAGUGGCAUUAGUUGUCAUUCCAAAGAAAUUAUAAUAGCCUUAUAUGACAUUUCUUAAAGCUCACCACAAGAUCACCACGAUUAAACCUGGCUCUGAAGAAAUUAAGUUUGUGGCAGGGUGUGAAGUGAUUGGCAAGAUACAUAUCUAGACAGUAAAAGCACAGAGAUAGGAAGGCUUCUUUUUUAAUGAUUCCAUACAUCGUAACUUUGUUUAAUCCAUAGGAAUUCAUUUUGAAGUAGAGCUUGGGCAUCCAUCUUUACAUAUUUCUUUCAAAGAAUUCCAGAGAACAAUCCUGCAGUUGACUGAUGAAUGUGAUUAACUAGUUGCUCUCUCCCAAUUAGUAAAAUGUAGGUUUAAUAUAUCUAUGCAUGGAGCAGAAGCCCGACUACCACUGGACAGAACCUCAAGUCCUGGUGAGGCUGGGGUAAACGACUGGGAUGAAUAUCCUUCUUUCUUCACCUUGUUCCCAUAUCUCAGGACUAUUUUCAGGACAACAUGUGAAAGACUUUAGACUAUUUUGCAGAAAAGCAACACAUGAACUUUAAAAGUGUUAUUAGUAUCACUAAAUCAACACACAAACAAUCCUUUUCCCCUGCUAGAAGUUCCUUAGCUCUUGAAAAGGAGAUAAGAUUGGAUCAACUAAAAAAAGUUUCUCUCUUAAAAAAAAAAAGGGUGCAUGGAUGGGGGGGGAGUGUACAGCAAAUGGAGUUGGAGUAUCUGUAUUUAAAUCCUGCCUUGGACUCUAAUGCUACCCCUCUGAGACUGUUUCAUCAUCUCUAAAAUAAGGAAGUUUGUCUAGAUGGGCUCUGAGAUCUCUACCAGUUCUGGAUCUAUGAACACCUAUGUACAUAUUUCAUAUAUAAUAUGCACUUUAUGUAUGUGAUAUAGUUGGGUUUUGGUUUUUUUUUUACCAGGAAAUGCCUGCUUUGCAGGGGCCAUAGUGCCUCUCCCUACUUCUCUACCCACAAGCUUUCAUCCAGCCUAACACACGGUAAUACACACAUUUCUCACUGGAAGUUAGCCCCACUCUCCUGUUUAAACAUUUAGACAGUCUUGACUACACAUGUAUAACCUAUGUCAAAUUGAUUGACUUCUCAGUGGGGGGCGGGAGUGGAGGGGAGUAAAGAACUCAGAACUCAAAAUUGGGAAAAAAAAGAAUGUUAAAAUUGUUUUUACGUGUAAUUGGGAAAAAUAAAAUAUUAAAUUUAAAAAAAAAUUAGGCAGUCCUGCUGCACAGGGUCUUAGGUAUCCUAUUGAUCGGUGGCAUAGCGCAGACUUUACUCCCAAGCCUGGCUUCUACAAAACCUGAGUGAAGCCUUUAGUGUUUACAGAAACACACGCAAAUUUUUUUCUUUAAAAAAUAAUACUUUGGGAUAUAGCCUAUGUUUAAGUUCUAGCCUUAUUUAAACUCAUUAUAAAGCACUUACUCUGAGGGGGCAGCUAGGUGGUGCAGUGGAUAGAGCACCAGCCCUGAGGUCAG